Molecule: messenger RNA, 3371 nt
Organism: Gymnodraco acuticeps
Lineage: Eukaryota; Metazoa; Chordata; Actinopteri; Perciformes; Bathydraconidae
Gene: col8a1a
Product: collagen, type VIII, alpha 1a
Exons: 3
Coding region: 141-2360 (739 amino acids)
Molecular function (GO): protein binding
Source: RefSeq, a predicted model, not a curated record
GCCGUGUCCACAAGGUGUGCGUCUGUUAUGAGCACAUUUCCCAGGGUUCCCUGUGUGGUUGUCUGUCUUCCUGCUUUUCUGCUUUUAGUCUGACUGCAGUGAUUAUUCCCACAUAAAGGCCACUCACAAAGGCCUUGGCCAUGCCUCCCCUCCCUUUCUUUCUGACACUGCUACAGCUCGCAAUAGUUACUUGUAUGACUGCUGGGGCAUACUAUGGACACAAGCAACACCCUCAGCAAUACCAGCCGGUGCAACACCACCAACAAAUGGGCAAAGAAGGCUUUCCCCAACAACAGUACCUUGGCAAAGAGGUGCCGUAUAUGCAGUAUCCCCACUACAGGAAGGAGAUUCCCCAGAUGCCCAUGCACAAGGGCAAAGGCAAUGCUCAUAAAGGAGACGGCUAUAAUGGGGGCCAAGACAAAGGUCAGACAGUCCCUAGUGGCGCUGAGGGGAUUCCCCAAGGAGAGCCUGGCCUAGCCGGGCCACCUGGAGCUGAGGGACCCGCAGGACCUCCUGGACCUUCAGGGAAUGGACAGCCCGGACCCGAGGGACGACCAGGACCAAUAGGUCCACCAGGGGGGCCUGGAAUUGGAAAACUAGGUUUGCCAGGACUUGCAGGCAAGCCAGGAGGAAGUGGUGAGCCUGGACCACAAGGAGAAAUGGGCCCUAGGGGUGAGGAAGGGCCAGCUGGGCAGACAGGGCCUCAGGGUCCCCCAGGACCACCUGGGCUGCCAGGAAUAGGUAAACCAGGGGGACAGGGAUUACCUGGCCAACCAGGUCUCAAGGGAGAGCCAGGUCACAAAGGGUUGCCAGGACUACCAGGAUUACCAGGACCCAAAGGAGACAAAGGGAUAGGCCAGCCAGGACAACCUGGUCACAAAGGGCUCCCAGGGACCCAAGGACCUGCUGGCCCAAGAGGGCUGCCUGGUUUUGGAAAACCUGGUUUGAAUGGGGCACCAGGGCCACUCGGACCAUCAGGAGAUAAAGGUCAUCCUGGGGAGCUAGGACCAGCUGGGCCACCUGGGGAAGGAGGACAGCGUGGCCCACCAGGUCUACCGGGUCAUGGAAAACCCGGUCAAAAUGGCCUGCCAGGACAGCCAGGCAUGCCAGGUGGGAAAGGUCAUCCAGGACCACCAGGUCUGCCAGGAAAGCCAGGACUUCCUGGAUUUGGUAAACCAGGGUUCCUAGGACCAAAAGGUGAUAAAGGUAUGGGUGGACAACCUGGACCUUCAGGACCAAAAGGAGAUAAAGGCUACGGGGGCCUGCCUGGUAUGCUUGGACCACCUGGACCAAAUGGUCCACCAGGUCCUCCUGGCCCUCUGGGAACCCCAGGUGGUUUAGGUGCACCUGGUUCUAAAGGAGAUUGUGGAGAAGUAGGACCUAACGGGCUUGGAGGAGACCAGGGUAACCCUGGUGCCUCUGGGAUACCUGGUAAGGAUGGUCUGCCUGGAGAUCGUGGAGAGCCAGGACCAAGAGGUCCACCAGGACCGGGUGGAACGAAAGGAGAUGGAGGGCAUAAAGGUCUACCUGGUAACCCUGGAUCUCCAGGACUUCCCGGGCCAAAAGGACAAGGUGGAUUACCUGGUGCAGUGGGACCUCAAGGUCCUAAAGGAAUCCCUGGAAUGGAUGGCACUGCAGGACCAAUUGGGCCUUCUGGUCUCCCAGGUUUAAAAGGAGAUGGCGGUGUUCCUGGUCCACCAGGCAUUGCAGGUGAGGGAAAUUCGGGUCUUCCUGGUCCCAUAGGACCCCAAGGGAAAGAGGGACCAUCAGGGCCAACUGGACAACGUGGUCAGCCUGGCCUACCUGGACCACCAGGCCCAACUGGUGCAUCGGGUCUGUCCCCUGAGUUCGCUGGAGUGCUCUCUCAAAUGGGCCCUGAACUAGAUGGUGUUAAGACUGGCGGCUAUGGAAAGAAGGGAAAGUAUGGAGGCAACGGGGCAGAAGCAAUGGGGGCCAGUGGGCUGGAAAUGCCAGCGUUCACAGCUGUAAUAACCACUCCCUUUCCACCUGUGGGCACUCCAGUCGUCUUUGACAAGCUCUUGUACAAUGGUCGCCAAAACUACAACCCGGAAACAGGAAUCUUCACCUGUGACAUGCCCGGCAUUUAUUACUUUGCCUACCACGUUCAUUGCAAAGGAGCUAAUGUCUGGGUGGCUUUAAUGAGGAACAAUGAGCCAGUGAUGUAUACAUAUGAUGAAUACAAAAAGGGUUUCUUAGAUCAAGCAUCAGGAAGUGCAGUACUACCUCUACAACCGGGGGACACUGUGUAUAUUCAGCUGCCCUCAGAUCAGGCCUCAGGACUUUAUGCUGGACAGUAUGUGCACUCCUCAUUCUCUGGAUAUUUGUUAUAUCCAAUGUGAAGCCACAAACUACAGAGAUAGAGGUACUUCUAUGAGAUCAAAGUGGGAGCCUAUUUUGUAUAAUAUAAACAUUAUUAUAAACCACCAAAGACUUAGCAGUCUUAUAUAAUGGUAAAUCAACAAAAUAUUGAUCUCAUCAGCAGAGAUGAGAGGACAAAUCAGAAGCCUGAAGGUUUGUAUGUGCAGCAGCUGUUAUACUUUAUAGCCUUAUAGCAACAUAAUUUGGAGAAUAAUGUUUCUUUCUUUUACAGCUUUGAAAAUAUAAUAUAUAAAAAGGCAUUAAAAGAAGAGACAAAAAACGAUUUGCAUUUUGUACAAACAUAUGAAAGGGAAGAAGGGUACAUGUGAAGUGUAUGCAAAAAAACAACAAAAAAAACAAUUCUAGUUACGCAAAGCCACAUUUUGUUCCUGCACCUCUUCAAAACUGGCAGCUACCCAUUGUGGUGAAGAAUGUGAAAAUAUUUCAAAACAUGAUGGUUUAUUCAUUACAGUACAACAUUUAAAGCUUGUAUGCAUUCAUUCAUUAUAAAUAUAAAUGUAUGAUAAUUGCAAGCAUCUGAAAUGAUUUAUAGGAAAGUAAAGUGUUUACAUUAAAGCAUUUUGUAUAGGUUUUGGAGGUAAACACAUUUGUGGUCAUAACCAGCAAAUUAAUCAGUAUUAGGAGACGGUUUAUUGUAUACACACUAAUUCAGAUUUUUCAUGGACCAAUCUCUUAAUCCCCCAUGUGGAUUACCAAAAAUAAUUACAUUUACAAAUUACAAUGUGGGAGCAACCUAUAUGACUUGUGUAAGCCUCAGCAUAAUAGGGCCAACUGGUAUUGGUGGUGAAUUAUUUUAUGGCAAAAAAUGUGCUCUUGAAUGAGCACAAAAAAUUAGGGAGUCAAAAUAAAAAACAUCACACCCAUGAUAUAUGUGGCUGACUGACAAUUGCUCCCAUGAGUGAGAUUCAAUAGGUAAGAAUGUAAUAUUGAUCUUAUGUUUUAGUUUUUACGUACAGAUUUAUGGGUGUAAA